Messenger RNA from Teleopsis dalmanni, 2440 nucleotides. RefSeq names its product anion exchange protein 3-like. Gene Ontology annotation, biological process: regulation of intracellular pH; bicarbonate transport; monoatomic anion transport. The record is from RefSeq and is a predicted model, not a curated record. Gene Ontology annotation, molecular function: solute:inorganic anion antiporter activity; monoatomic anion transmembrane transporter activity. NCBI's taxonomy places the organism in Eukaryota, Metazoa, Arthropoda, Insecta, Diptera, Diopsidae. Gene Ontology annotation, cellular component: plasma membrane.
AACUUAUCGGGCGAUGACAAAAAAAUUAAAAUUAUGCCUGCAAUGGAAAUUGGUGGCAGCAAACGGAGCAACGACUUAAAGAUUGACAUGAAGGAUGAUAUCUACACAUCAUCGCAAGAGGACUUAAAAAAAUUGCAAAAUGAUACAAUAUUAAAGAGAAUACCUGCAGGUGCAGAGGCCACCACUGUACUGGUUGGUCCUGUAGACUUUCUUACACAACCCACAAUCGCGUUUGUGCGUUUGGCCGAAGGUGUGCUCAUGCCAAAUAUUACUGAAGUGCCAGUACCAGUACGUUUCAUGUUUAUAUUACUGGGGCCAGUUACAUUUGACUUAGAUUAUCAUGAAGUUGGUCGUUCAAUUGCUACUUUAAUGGCUAACGAACCAUUUCAUCAUAUAGCAUACAAGGCUGAUGAUCGUAAAGAUUUAUUGUCUGCCAUAAAUGAAUUUUUAGAUGAUUCAAUUGUGUUGCCACCGGGUAAUUGGGAUCGUCAUGAUCUGUUGCCAUUCGAAGAAUUGAAAGCCAAAAAGGAUUGGAUUCGUUCACGUAAAACUAAAGCACUGCAGGUUAAACAAGAACUUAAGGAGAAAGCGCAAGAAGAAUCUAAAAUUCUGAUUGAAAAGAAAAUUAGUGAUGAUGGUGAAAAGAAGAAACCCAACCCACUUGAAAAGACUCAUCGCCUUUGGGGUGGCCUACGUAAUGAUCUCAAACGACGUUUGCCUAUGUAUAAAUCUGAUAUACUCGAUGGUUUAAAUACCGAAACCUUAGCAGCUACAAUAUUCAUGUAUUUCGCUUGCUUAUCAACUGCUAUUACUUUUGGUGGUUUAGUUUCCGACAAAACGCAUAAUUCAAUUGGCAUCUCAGAAACACUUUUGGCUGCAUCAGUUUGCGGUGUCAUCUUCCACUCCAUAGCUGGACAACCACUUGUAAUUAUUGGCACAACUGGUCCUCUAUUAUUGUUCGAUGAAGCUUUAAUGAAUUUCUGUCAAGAAAACGGUUUUAAUUUUCUAACAAUACGCGCAUACAUAGGUAUAUGGUUGGCCAUUAUUGCAAUGGUUGUAUCGGCUUUUGAAGGCAGUGUCUACGUUCGCUUACUAACACGUUUCACACAGGAAAUAUUCUCCGCUCUGAUAACAUUGAUUUAUAUUAUAGAAACUAUAAUGAAAUUAGUUUCCGUAUACAAAAAUAAUCCCUUAUUGGCUGAUUAUAAUUUACCACCACCUACACUAGCUCAUACCGACUUUGAUCAUCUAACAGACUUGGGCAAUGGAACAAUGCACUUUAGCAAUAUGACAGCCCAAACAAUAUCAAACACAAGUUUACCUGUACAACCACCAAAAAUCCCUACUAAUAUGCCCAAUACAGCUUUAUUUUGCACAAUACUCACUUUGGGUACAUUUACUGUUGCUUACUACUUAAAACUAUUCCGUAAUUCUCAUUUCUUGGGACGUAAUGCACGUCGUGCGCUCGGUGACUUUGGUGUACCUAUUGCGAUUGCUUUGUUUGUUGCUAUGGAUUAUUUUAUACCACAGGUAUAUACAGAAAAACUUAGUGUUCCCGAAGGUAUUUCACCAAGUAAUCCAGAACGCACAAGUUGGCUAGUGGAACUGGGAAAUGUACCCACUUGGAUACCAUUUUUAGCUGGUAUACCAGCUUUAUUGGUUUACAUUUUAAUUUUCAUGGAAUCACACAUCUCCGAACUUAUUGUGGAUAAACCAGAUCGCGGCUUAAAGAAGGGCUCUGGACUUCAUUUUGAUAUUGUCUUAUUGUCAUGCUUAAACACUUUUUGCGGAUUCUGUGGAAUGCCUUGGCAUUGUGCGGCUACAGUACGUUCAGUAGCACACGUUUCUGCUUUAACCAUCAUGUCAAGAACUCAUGCUCCUGGUGAAUCUGCACGUAUUAUUGAUGUGAAAGAACAACGUUUAUCCGGUUUCUUUGUGGCUUUAAUGAUUGGGUUAUCCGUAACAAUGGCACCACUAUUACGACUCAUACCAAUGGCAGUACUAUUCGGUGUAUUUCUUUAUAUGGGUAUAGCUUCAAUGAGUGGCGUACAAUUCUUUGAAAGAGUGAGACUCUACUUUGUGCCUGUGAAGCAUUAUCCACCAACGCCGUACGUUAAACGUGUGCCCACAUGGAAGAUGCAUUUAUUCACUACUGUUCAAGUGAUUUGCUUAAGUACACUAUGGGCAGUAAAAUCGUCAAAAAUAUCAUUGGCUUUUCCUUUCUUCUUGAUUUUAAUGGUGCCAAUUAGACAAAGACUAGCUGCUCUAUAUAAACCGGAAGAAAUGGAAGCGUUGGAUGGCAGUGAGAAGAAAUCACAACAAGACGAACCAGAUUUUUAUGAAGAAGCUACAAUACCGGCUUAAACCAUAAGCGAAAAUUGAACCUAUUUAUUCGUAUAUACGUCGAGAAUAUUAAUUAAACAAACUAAAAUUAAAAAUA